AACGACGAAGUAUCCUGUGAAAUCUGUCUAAAGCACGUUUGUUAUUUCUCAAAUCAGUUAGAGAUUGAAGAAUAUGUCUUGCAGCUCCUCGCAUCGUGGGCUUGCCAACACUUCUUCUACGUAAUUGGCAGCGAACGUAUUCCUCCAGGUCCCUAUUUUCUCUCCAAUCGUGGAAUCUUCAGCCCUUGCCGCCGCUUCUCUGACAAUAGCGAAUCUUUUGUUUUGAGCACAACAUCAAGUCAAGAAGAUCCUCAAGCGUAUCAAACGUUGAACGCCGCUACAUUCGGGGCAUCAUCGUUCCGUCUUGCAAUUCCUUCGAGGAUCAAGUCUUCCAAAGCUGGACAUACACCGCUUGCUGGACUAAGAGUUGCAGUCAAAGACUUGUUUCACCUCAAAGGAGUUCAUACGGGAUGCAGAAACCGGGGUUACCGUAGGCUGCAUGGACCUGUAAAUGCCUCUUCCGAUGCCGUACAGCGUGUCAUAGACCUUGAAGGCGUUAUUGUUGGCAAGGCCAAGACUGUUGAGUUUGGAGGGAGCCAACAGGUUAUUAGCGACUGGUACGACUACUUUGAUCCCACGAACGUCCGUGGUGAUGGAUGUCUCGCUGGAAUUGGGAGCAGCAUAGGAUCAGCUUCAAGCCUAGCAGCAUGCCGGUGGCUUGAUAUCACUUUGGGUAUGGAUGGUAAGCUA
Colletotrichum acutatum is the source of this 690-nucleotide messenger RNA. RefSeq lists its product as uncharacterized. The annotation marks the transcript as partial. The transcript is spliced from 2 exons. NCBI's taxonomy places the organism in Eukaryota, Fungi, Ascomycota, Sordariomycetes, Glomerellales, Glomerellaceae. The record is from RefSeq and is a predicted model, not a curated record.